Messenger RNA from Octopus sinensis (East Asian common octopus), 879 nucleotides. RefSeq names its product vacuolar protein sorting-associated protein 53 B-like. NCBI's taxonomy places the organism in Eukaryota, Metazoa, Mollusca, Cephalopoda, Octopoda, Octopodidae. The record is from RefSeq and is a predicted model, not a curated record. The transcript has a single exon. Bases 1 to 879 code for a protein of 292 amino acids. Gene Ontology annotation, biological process: retrograde transport, endosome to Golgi. Gene Ontology annotation, cellular component: GARP complex.
AUGCUGACAGCUCUCAAUGUAGUAGUCCACAAACUGAGGAUUUUAUCAGAGGUCCCCGAAAUUGCACAUUUAAUUGGUCAAUUGGAGAAAACACAGGAUGGAAUGACUGAGGGAAUUAUUCGGCUGUUUUUUAAGACUGUUGAAGGCACUGAAAGUCUUCCACUUUUGGCAGAGGCUUCCAAUACUUUGAUUGCGAUGGGAGAAGAGCGUAUUGGACGUUUAUUGGACUCGAUUUGUGAAUAUUUUGGGGAUUUAUACGAGGGACAAAUGUCAGAGGACAUUAAAACUAACAUUACUCUCAUAAAACGGACUUUGGCAUAUUUUGAGAGAGAUUUUGAGGGGGUUUUCCCCCUUCACUGGCAUGUCUCGUUCAAAAUCGCUCUCAGACUGUGCCAAAUCACCAGAAAGUCCUUAGAACAGUCAUUGGCUGAAGGAAAAACGGAUUUCGCUGAAUUUGGAAAGUUUUAUAAAUUGGAAGAUCUUUUGGAAAAGAGACUGAACGGAGGACGAGGGGAUGUCUUCAAAGGGAUCAUAACUUUGUCCAUCACCCCCCAUAUGGAUGCAUACGUGGCCAGUCUUGAUAAGACCAUGGAAGAGAUGAUGGAGACAUUUAUUGAAGACAAAUCUCUUGUGGGGGAAACACAGGUCUUGGCCAGUGCUCCUCAACUUUUUGUCACUUUGGGGAAUAUUCCUGAACAUUCUAUUUACAAAAAGUACAUCAACCGAUAUGCAAGUCAUCUCCAACAAGCUUUUCCUUCCGUAGAACAUCCUCUAACAGCUGGGGAUAUAUCCACAGUCUGUAUAGUUAUAUCUACUGCUGGAUUUUGUGUGGAUUCCGCGAAUAGAUUGCAAGUUGAAGCGUCUUUUGAUAGGAAUUAA